Copidosoma floridanum is the source of this 2263-nucleotide messenger RNA. RefSeq lists its product as uncharacterized. NCBI's taxonomy places the organism in Eukaryota, Metazoa, Arthropoda, Insecta, Hymenoptera, Encyrtidae. The record is from RefSeq and is a predicted model, not a curated record.
CGGCGUGUCCCUUUGUUGUUGUUGUUGGCGGUGUGCUUUUUUUUUCUUUUUUUCUCUUAGACGGUACAGGAGAGAGCUUUUUCGUGGCUGUUGAUGUGGUGGAAAGGAAGAUUAGUCGAUGUGGUGCGGGGAAACGUGCUCUUGUGCUUGUUUGCGCUUCGGGGAAACGUGACUCUGAGUGAGUGGGGCUUUUCUUUGCCUUCGACUUCUCAGGUGUUCUAUUUUUAUGGUUAUUCUGAUUCAGGUGAUCUCGGGAAAAUUUCCUUUGUCUGUAUCGCGAGUCGAGGGGGCUGGAAAAGUGGCACGCCGGGGCUGGGAUGAAAAUACGAAUUGGCUUUAUCAAAGAUUUAAGGUCCGAAAAUAAUCCAUCGAUUCGCGGGUGAAAAAUUGCCACCUGAAAAGUGCACGCGACGUUGGAAUAAACAAAUCUUAUCUUCCAGUACCCGAAUCGGCUCGCUCGUCAAUUUUUCAACCCCAACUAUCGAUGUUCGUUUAAUUAAAGGCUCUUUCGAUCGAACCGCUCGUAAAUAGAGGUUCUUGUUUUCGGGGAUCAUUAAAAUGGAAAUGCUCGAGUGUACGAUACUUCGAACGUAAUUAAAAUUAAAACAAAGAUAAAAUAGCUGUGACAACUUUUGUGUUAAAAGUUUCAUUUGAAAAAAAAAAAAAAAAAUAUCAGAAAAAAAUGCACAGCACUCAAGAAAAGAUAUUGUUAUUAGCGGAGUAAUGAGGAAACGAAGAAUACCGUAUUCACGGAUACCAGCGUUGCUCGAUGCGACGCUGAAAUGGAGAGAGAGCUUUUAUUCUCAUUUGCAAGAGUAUUCACAGAUGUAAUUUUACAUGAUCGGAAGUGAAAGAAGAUCUUGGAUUUUUUUUAAAAGAGACUAGGAUAAGAUGAUUUGAUGCUCGAGAUUCAGCGGUGGCCCGGAGGUCCAGUGCCGAGAACCGCAGGAUGACACAGGGCAGUUUACACUGGCAAGGAACCCAGAGACGAGCCUACGCUCCAGGAGCCAAUUGGAAUGUUCAGGUGGUGAGGAGCAAGGCAACAACGCGCUGUCUCUGGCACGCCUGCAAGGCUCUAGGUGUUGGUUUGCUGCUCAUGCUGCUGGGCGCCUGUAUGGCUACUAUUGGUUAUUACGCAGAUCAGUUGUCCGUAGCGCAAGAGAUCCGCGGCAACUUGACGGUAAGAGUCAAGAACGAGUCCCGAGGUAUUCACCUCAACAACCUCAGCUACGCUGGACCCAUAGUCAUGGGCUUCGGAGGUUUCAUAGUCGUCGCGGCGUGCGUGAUGACGUUCGAGGCCCGCAACAGCGCAGCCAAGGUCAUGCCGGCGCGUUUCCGGUUCAACAACGCCCAGCAGACCCAAAGCGUGAAAACCGGGGCCAAGAACCACCAGCGCAGCCGCAAGUCCACCUCGAGCCAGACGAGCAAGUGGGACCACCAGCUCGGGCUGUUUCGGACUAACCGCAGCCCGAGCCCGAGCCUGCGCGAGUCCUCGCGACGCCGGCAGCUGCUCACCGCCGAGUUCGUGCAGUUUUCCAAGGCCCUCGAGGACCGCGGGGUCACCAGGCCCAUAAAGAGGAGUCCCAGUGCUCCUGUCCUCGACGCCCACAAAAAGUCACCCACGAGGCUGGGCACGGCCCGCGGGGCGAGACAGUCCGGCAGGUACGCCGGUUCGUCCACCGCUGGCAGGUGCGCCCUACUCAACCCCGAGCUGCUCAAGAGACACGCCAUUUCGGUGGACAAUCCGGGGUACAGUCCACACCAGGUGGGCAGCUCUACAAUAAGAUAUCCCGACGAUUUUGUACCGCGAAAAAGGAACUCCAUAGACAUGCGUAUACUGGAGGAUCUAACAACUAGAGAUUUGGCUAAAGUCUCGCCCCGUGAUUUUCGAAAGAUUUCGUCACCCAAUUUUAGAAAAAUGUCUUUGGACCGAAUAGGUGGUGAGCGCCGAUUGGAGAAAACACUAGGCUCGAGAAAGGCAAGCUUGGAGUCUAGGCGAAGUCCGGAUUUGAGGAAAUCUGACUACAGAAAGUACUCGAUCGAGCGCUUCACGGCUGACUGCGCGAAAUAUCUCGCAGAAGGGCUCGAGGGCAAAGCUCGGGCCAAUAGUGGCGAGAAUCUACAGCGGAGGCCACGCCACCCGAAACUUUACCACUCGCGCUCCGACGACAAUCGGCGCCGAUCUUUCGAUCGGCAUCGGGGUGAUUCGCAAUCCAGCCGCUAUUCUCUGAAUACACAGUUUUACUCGAUAUUAGCAAAUUGA